Molecule: messenger RNA, 601 nt
Organism: Moneuplotes crassus
Lineage: Eukaryota; Ciliophora; Spirotrichea; Euplotida; Euplotidae
Source: the annotation of a GenBank genome assembly
AUGUGGAAUUCUCAGAAAGAAGAGUUGGUUGAUGACUCUACACUAGAAAAGAUUGCCAAACGGUUCUCGUGUGAAGCCGGCAAAACCUUACUCAACUGUAAUCUUGAAGAUGAAGAAUUUUCAGUCCCUGAUGAACCUACCACAAUUGUUCAGUCAUUACAUGGAGAUUAUGGGGAUGGUAAAUGAAGAUUGAAAGCUUCUCAUGCAAAGAAGAAUAAACUUUUGACAGAUAAAGGAAAUAUCAAGGAGAAUAGCAAAACUCGUUUUGUGGAAGAUAUCCAGAUAGACCAUCUCAGGAAAAUGGUUUCAGAUAGAAGAAAGGCAUCCCAGGCAUCUUUUGGAGAAACAGAAAUUAGGCAGAAAAGGGAUAUGAAAGAAUAUAAGCACCAAAAGUCUUCAACUCAGAUGGACAUAAAGUUUUUAUUAAAAGUGAUUAAGUCGAAAAAUAAACCUCUUCCAAGAGGAAAGCCUGUGAGUAAUAAAAAGUCCAAAAUUAUUUCAUUCAGUGAUGCUAUUGAUGACAAAACUCCAUCUGAUGAUAGCAAGCAAGUAAAACCAGGAGAUGCAGGAUACCUGUUUACCUUUAAUUAGGACGAAGAUC